This is a messenger RNA of Dovyalis caffra, 339 nucleotides long. NCBI's taxonomy places the organism in Eukaryota, Viridiplantae, Streptophyta, Magnoliopsida, Malpighiales, Salicaceae. The record is from the annotation of a GenBank genome assembly.
AUGUGCCACCGUUGCGGGUACCCUAAGUAUGGUGGCCCUGAUCCAGCAACCUACAUGUGCGAUGCAACAAAGGUAUUGGCUGGGGAUUGGUAUUGUACAGCCAUGAACUGUAACGCUCACAACUAUGCUAGCCGGUCAAGCUGCCACAGUUGUGGUGCACUAAAAAAUGAUCAAGCGGCUGGUGGGUAUGUCAGUGACGGAAGUGAUCCUCCGGGAUGGAAAACUGAAUGGGAUGUGGAGUCCAUAAUUAUGCUAGCAGGAUGGAAUGCUUUAAAUGCAGAACACCGAGGGAAUACGGAGAUGAUAAUGUUGGAUUCGCGCAACAUAUUGUUGGCAUAA